AUGGGGCAACAGCCUAAAGUGGAUUCUCAUACCAGUUUGGUCUAUCUGAUUAAGGUAGAACUAUUCACUGCUAAGGAUCUCGUUGGUGCUAAGUUAAUUGGCAAACCAGAUCCUUAUGCUGUCAUUACAUGUGGCAAUGAAAAGCGAUUCAGUUCCAUGGUCCCUGGUUCAAGAAAUCCAAUGUGGGGUGGGGGCAAGGGUGAGGUGUUCAAUUUUUCCGUUGAUGAACUUCCUGUCCAGAUGGUUUGGGCAUGUGGAGAAGGGAUCGGGAUUCUCUGCAGUCGGAAAUUACCUGCAUUCAUGCGGUCAACUAAUGGUGAUCAUUUGAUGAAGAUCAGACGGAUGAUCAAUGUCACAAUUUAUGAUUGGUAUAAAUGUCGGGAUAAUGCUAUUCUUGGUUCAGUGACUGUUCCACUUAAAAGCAAUGGUCAAACUGGUCCAGUGUGGCAUACUUUAGAUAGCCCAUCAGGGAAGGUUUCUCUUCAAAUAGAAACAAAAAAACUACCUGCAAAUGUUUCUAGGAUACAUUGUUAUGGAGAAGCCACUGUAGUCCAUCAAAAGCCAGGGCCUCUUCAAACUAUAUUUGAUCUUCAUUCUGACGAGGUUAUUGAUCAUAGAUAUAUUUGUGCACUUGAGACGUCAUUCUUGUACCAAGGUGAUAUGUAUGUCUCAGCAUGGAACAUUUGUUUCUAUUCCAAUAUGUUCUCAAAGGAAAUGAAGGUCAGAUUAUACUUCUGUUUUGCCCAGGUUCAGUAGUCAGUGAACACCAUAGCAUACAUAGUUUCUUGUAUGAGGUUGUUGAUCAAUCACUCCUCUUGGCUGUUUUAAUUUUAAUAUUUUCUGAUAAUUUUUCUGAGAGAGAUUGAUAAAAAUUGGAGUUGGAGUAACUUAGAUUUCAUGUGAAGUUUCUGGUUUAGUGAAACAGUGGUAUUAUUAGUCAUAGGGUCUUGCCUGGACCUUUAUUUACUGAAACUGUAUCACUUCAGAAAAAAUAAAUAUUCCCUUUAUUAUUAAUAGGUUUAAAUAUAUUUUUAGUUUUUCAAAUUUAGAAGUUUGUUGUUUUUAGUCCCCAAAUUAAAAUUUGUAUUUUUUUGGUUCCUCUUGCAAUGAAAAACCGUCACGGGACUAAAAAAAAAUAUUUCGUGAAUUUGAAAAAUUAAAAUAACAGACCUUCUAAUUUGAAGAACUAAGAAUAUAAUUAGGCCUUAAUACUUAUUAAUAUAUAAUUAUACAUGACUUUAGAAAGAAAAAUAAAAGCCCGUUCUUACUUAUCAACACUGACAAUCUGUUAGUAAGUGCCUUUUUAUUUUUCUACAUUAGUUAUAAUAUAAUUUUUUUUGGGACAUUUGCCUGGUGGUUAUUCCAUUUGAAGAUAUAGAUGAGAUUCAAAGGAGUGAACUUGCAUUGAUUAAUCCUGCUAUAACAAUUAUUCUUCGCAAGGGUGCUGGUGGACAUGGUGUCCCUCCUUUCAGUCCUUUGGGAAGUCCUGAU
Glycine soja is the source of this 1491-nucleotide messenger RNA. Its product is annotated as BAG-associated GRAM protein 1-like. Lineage: Eukaryota; Viridiplantae; Streptophyta; Magnoliopsida; Fabales; Fabaceae. The record is from RefSeq and is a predicted model, not a curated record. The transcript is spliced from 9 exons. Bases 1 to 756 code for a protein of 251 amino acids.